Molecule: messenger RNA, 1365 nt
Organism: Trematosphaeria pertusa
Lineage: Eukaryota; Fungi; Ascomycota; Dothideomycetes; Pleosporales; Trematosphaeriaceae
Exons: 2
Coding region: 362-1204 (280 amino acids)
Source: RefSeq, a predicted model, not a curated record
UCUUAUAACUUCUGUCUAACCCCAUCUGCCUUGUGAGCCUUCUUUCACAUCCUAAGGCUCUAUUUUAAAUUUCUUAGCAAAAUGCAGCAGAUGCGGUCACGGCACGAUGUGAUGGCUGAGUCAUCCCAGCAAACACUCCCGCGAAUCUCACAAUGCAGCCCCCAGACCUCACGCGCUGCCCUUUCCCUCCCGCAUUGUCACCCUACAAUGCCUCACUCGUUAUAUAUUAUGAAACACGCACUGUUUCGCUGUUUCUACGUCAUUUUCUCCCCACACUAUCGCUCUACAACGCCAGGCUCCUGAUUCGCUUCCCCUAAUCGACCGCAUUCAACGCGACGCAACCACGACUUCGUAUUGCACGAUGAAGCCGAAUAGCUUGAAGAGCUCCAAGUACGCGCCGAAGACCCCGCUGGAGACGCUGGCCCUCUCCAAGGCGGAGAAGCUAAAGCAGGAGAAAGAGAAGGCGACGCGCUUGCUCGGGAGACUCCGCUGGAAGGCCGAGUCCCUCAUCGCAUCCUACCUCCGGGCAAUGGAGAUAUUGCAUGCCGAAAUAGAGUACAAUGGGCAUUUGGAUCGGCAUCUAGCAUCGCGGUACGCUUUCGUGCUGGGCACGAAUAGUAAGCAGGCAGAAAGCAUGUUCAAAGUCGACUUCUUUGAGUUCUAUACCCUGCUCGAGCGCUAUAUCACCGUCUGCCUCGGGGUCCUCGGCGUCAGCGUCUCCGCGACCGCCCCUCGAACGAACGUUAACGCGCUCCGUUUCAUCACCAACCCUGAUUUACAAAGGAGACGACCAGAGGCAGCCCACGCCUUCCAUCAAAACCUGUUGGAAGCACUGGAUGACGAAAACUGCGCGCUACGUGCAUCUCUCGGAAACCAGGAGGUCCGCAUACAGCUGGGUCUGGCGAAGGACUAUCGGAACGCGUGGAAAGAUGCCGAUGAGAACAUCGCUGCUCCGGAAAAGGAACAUCACAACGGGGAGUCGCGCAAGAAUGUCAAGCUACAAGACCUUGAUCUGGAAAGGAUGCUCAGGCUCUUGUUGGCUGGAUGUGAACACGCACACGGCGUCGUCCAAGGACGUGACCCCAGCUUCAACGGCAAUGAUCUCACCAGCAGGGACUUCGAGCCGGAGGCCUAUGCCGACGAUAGCAUGGAGACGGACGAUGUUCCUUUCGAAUACAUGUGCGAUGCCAUGGACUUGGACUAGCUACGGCCAGUGUCUCAUGAAGACAGCUGUCUGCGAAUAUCCAUGAUGAAAUCGCCACGCGUAGCUCUUUGUGUACAACAAUACGCCUCAUAAUUUGUCCAGCGAUAUACCCAGCGUAAAGCAUUCUGCGAGCGAGCUUCAUAUCUGGCAUUUGCAUCGAG